Messenger RNA from Alnus glutinosa, 2767 nucleotides. Its product is annotated as condensin complex subunit 2-like. Gene Ontology annotation, molecular function: chromatin binding. The transcript has 13 exons. The coding region runs from base 100 to 2106 and encodes 668 amino acids. Gene Ontology annotation, cellular component: condensin complex. Gene Ontology annotation, biological process: mitotic chromosome condensation. The record is from RefSeq and is a predicted model, not a curated record. Lineage: Eukaryota; Viridiplantae; Streptophyta; Magnoliopsida; Fagales; Betulaceae.
UCAGCUUCUCAGGAAAGUAACCGCUUUUGUCUCUUUGGAAAUUGGAACGGUGUUCUUUUUUAAAAUUUCCCUCCUCAGAAAAAAUACUCUCUCUCAUUGAUGGCAGAAGAACCGGUGAGCCCCAAGCCAUCAGUGGCACCGAUGCAGAGGUCUCCAGUGGCGGCCAACCGUCUCCGGUCACCGACCAGCCCCUUCUUCCUCAGCUCCAACGACGACCAAUUCGAACGCGCGCAGGCACGAGCCGCACGCGCUGCCGCCAAUCGCCGCAUAGCCGCCACCACAACUGCUCCCUCGCCUCCUCCCGAUCCUUGUCUUAGCAAAGACCAGAUUAUCGACUUGUUCCACAAUUGCAUCAAGCUUGCCAGCGAAAAUAAAAUAAAUCAGACGAAUACUUGGGAGCUGAAGCUCAUAGAUCAUCUUAGCGAGAUUAUCAAGGUUGAAGCCGAAAACAACAUGGCGACUAAUUUUCAAAAGGCAAGCCGCACAUUGGAGGCAGGGGUGAAAAUUUACUCGGUGAGGGUGGAUGCGGUCCACUCGGAGGCGUAUAAGGUCUUGGGUGGAAUCAACCGAGCCGGUAUAGAAGGUGAACAAGAUGAUGACAAUGUUGUUGAUGGGCAGGAGAGGAGUCAUUCUAGGAAAGAGCCCGAGAGAAAGGUAUCCCCACUGUCAACAUUGGAAUCCUCUUUUGAAGCUCUUAACGUAAAGAAGUUUGAUGUUGCAUUCUCAGUGGAUCCUUUAUAUCAUCAGACAUCUGCACAAUUUGAUGAAGGUGGAGCCAAGGGUCUCCUAUUGAAUAACCUUGGUGUAUAUGGAGGAUGUAGGGUACUUUUUGAUUCUUUUGAAGUGCCAGGGAAGUGCAAAUCAUUUUCAUCCCAAAAUGUUACUUCUGACUUGGUUGAUCUCUCUUUUGCCAAAGAGACUAUUGAGCAGAUGGUAAUCAACAUGCGUGCCACGAAUGAAAUUUCUCCUACCCUCAAGGAGAUUGUCCUUCAAUUUGAUAAUGAUAAUCAAAGGCCAUCACAAACAUUUAAUGUAGGGCAGCAACCAGAUGUGAUUGCCGAUGCAUAUGAUGAUAAGGAAGUUGAAUGUGAUUCUAAUUCAUUUGGGAAUAAUGAUGAGUGGACCUUUGAUCAUGAUGGUGAGACAAGUUUUGUUAAUCAGAGCUCUAGUUCUGGAGAUCCUCAUCACGAGGAGAAUGAUCCCUAUACAUUUUCUGAAUCUGAUGUGGAUGACAGAUUCGAGAAAGUCUCGAUGUUUUUGCUUCAAGGGCUUGGAGUUGCUUCAAAACAAAAUGCGUGGGCAGGUCCAGAUCAUUGGAAGUUUCGUAGGUUUAAGGGUUCAGGGGAGGUUCCUCCCACAGAAGGUGGACCAACCAUUUCAAAGAAGAGAGCAAAGAAGAAAAUCCUCACUGAAGUCGACAUUGGUUUCACAAAAUCCUUGGACAAAGAAUUCCAUGAUAUCUUUCUUCCCCCAAAAAAUCCGAAGUCUUUACUUUUACCUGCAAAUAGAGCACCAGCUAGUAACAGACUUCCAGAAGAUUGUCAUUAUCAACCUGAGGAUCUUGUCAAAUUGUUUCUUCGUCCCAAUCUUCUGUGCCUUGGGAAGAGAAGACAGAAAUGUUCAGGUGACAACUCAUGGCAAGGAAACAACGAUUUUGAUGAAGCAUUGCCAUCGUGGGACAACGAGAGUGUGCUUAGUGGCCAAUAUGAUGAUAACUAUGUUCAUAAUGAUGUGGAGGACUUAGAUGGACUUGUCUCUCAGCCUCGCCGGGUAAACAAAAUUGAAGUUCGAUAUGACAAAACUUCAAAACAAGUUGAUGUACAUUCAUUGAAGGAAACUCUCUGGGAUCACAUUCAAGAAUCUUCUGAAGUUCCUGAAACGGAGUGCAAAGAUACGGUAUCUUUCCGACAUCUCUUGUCCACCUUUCCUGUUGACUGCCAAGCCGCCGCUCCAGAGGAUAUCUCUCCCCAUUUGUGUUUCAUCUGCCUUUUGCAUUUGGCUAAUGAGCAUGGUUUAAGCAUCCAAGACUGCCCCGCUUUAGAUGAUCUCAGCAUAAAUCUUCCCUCUUCUUGCCGAAACUCAGAUGGCGUGGUCCAGCCUUCAUAACCAAGAUGCCGCUUAAUUUUUGUGUUACAAGAGUUUGGAACAUGGCAUCUCUCCCUAUAUGCCAAGCACCAAAAAUCAAAAUUGUAAGCCAAUAGCAGUUUUCUUGCUUAUCCGGUCUCUGUUGCAUGAUAUUGCUUAAUUUUUUGUAUAGAAGUAAAGGGUGCUAAAGCAAAUCUGGGCUCUGCAUAUGCUGCUUCUUGUGCAUAUCGUGAGUACAUAUACGUCAGAAUAUUAAUUCCAAUCUAUAUCUUUGUUGUGUUUAAUUGAUUCACAAAUAUAGCCUGUUUUAAGAAGUUUGGUUUUGGAGAGAUUUUUCUUUUGGUUAUCAAAAUUUGAGUAUGCAGACCUAUAGUGCUGCCCUACCGUCAGAGAUUAAUAUUAUUGGAGGAAGAAAUUGGGUGGAAGCGUGUCAGGAUGAAGGGAAUAUGGUAUAUGAAGGAUUGUCCAACUCAAGUAGCAACAGUAGCAUCUUUCCGUUCCAGGGGUGAAGUGGCCCUUCACUGCUCUGUUGGGUUCAUGGGUUGUGCUACUACGCAAAAGGUACGAAUAACUUUGGAUAAAUUUGGCAAAUACGUGAUAUGUAAUAUUCGAAAAAAUGUGACAUGUAAUAUAUUGACAUAUUCAGACACCUAUAAGGCAGAGUGGACGGGUAGUUCGAGCA